Pyrus x bretschneideri (Chinese white pear) is the source of this 2024-nucleotide messenger RNA. Its product is annotated as NAC domain-containing protein 101. NCBI's taxonomy places the organism in Eukaryota, Viridiplantae, Streptophyta, Magnoliopsida, Rosales, Rosaceae. The coding region runs from base 1 to 1710 and encodes 569 amino acids. Gene Ontology annotation, molecular function: DNA binding. The record is from RefSeq and is a predicted model, not a curated record. The transcript is spliced from 6 exons. Gene Ontology annotation, biological process: regulation of DNA-templated transcription.
AUGGGAAAUAGGUUGUUUAUACCUAAGGACAAUGAAGUUGUGAAGAAGGAAAUUCUUGAUGAUGCUCAUAUUCCGGUAUAUGCCAUGUAUCUGGGGAGUACCAAAUUGUUUCACGCUAUCCGUCUGUUCUACUACUGGUAUAAGAUGAAACGGGAUGUCACAGAAGAGAGAGAGAGAGAGAGUGGCAGCAGCAGCAGCAUGACAACCGAAGAAGGAGAUGCAGUUCAUGUGAAUGUGAUCCCACUGCCUGGGUUCAGAUUCCACCCCAGUGAUGAGUCGCUGGUCAGCUACUACUUGAAGAACAAGAUACAGGGCACCGACUCCCAUUUCCGCUACGUCAUCCCUGAAAUCGAUGUCUGCAAGUACGAGCCCUGGGAAAUUCCUGCAUUCUUCCCAGAAGUUCAUGAGAAGGAAUGGUUCUUCUUCAGCCCGCCCAAAUACAAGGAUAUCGACAAGACUCGCCGAGACAGGGCCACGGAUCAAGGCUUUUACAAGAGCACAGGAGACGAGCGGGAGAUCAGGGCUGAAGAAUCCCAAGCUGUGAUUGGGAAGAAGAGGUUUCUGACUUUCCGCGAAGGUCGUGGGCUGAAAGCAAAGAAGACCGAUUGGGUAAUCCAUGAGUUUACAGAAACUGAGGUGGGUCCCUUUGUCCUCUGCCUCCUGAAGAACAGGUCACCUACUUAUAAGAAGCCGAAGGAUGAUCCAAUCUGCGGCAAGUUAGCUGAUUCAGGUGCUAACUCGAACGACAAUCAAGCUGCUGUAUGUGAUGUGAUUCCAAAGCCAGUGGAACAUCUGGGAUACAAAGGGCGAGGAGAUGUUAAUAGCUCUGAGUCUCCGGAUGGUUCUCAUCUUAUAGACAGUAAUAACAUUUUGAGCUUUGAUGAUGAAACUGGUGACGGGAAAUUCCCGGAUAUGGAUGAUCCAGCUGCAUCUGCUAGGUUUCUAGGGUUGCUUGCUGAGAAUGAAGAAAUUCUGAAUUCACCACCUCAAACACCGCACCAGACACCACAAGAUUACCUUUCCUCUACAUUCCUAUCAUCAGGAAACGUACAGCUGGGAGCUGUUCUGCAAGCCAAUGGCACUAGUGAUGAUUGUAAUACAAUACAAUACAAUGGCACUAGUGAUGAUUCUCAUCUUAUAGACAGUAAUAACAUUUUGAGCUUUGAUGAUGAAACUGGUGAUGGUGAAUUCCCGGAUUUGGACGAUCCAGCUGCAUCUGCUAGGUUUCUAGAGUUGCUUGCUGAGAAUGAAGAAAUUCUGAAUUCACCACCUCAAACACCGCACCAGACACCACAAGAUUACCUUUCCUCUACAUUCCUAUCAUCAGGAAACAUACAGCUGGGAGCUGUUCUGCAAGCCAAUGGCACUAGUGAUGAUUGUAAUACAAUACAAUCACCAUUUGGAGAUAAUAAUUAUUCUUUUACUGAUAAGAAUGAUAUUUCAACCUGUGAUGAAGGUGAACCUCAUAGCUUCACCUUCGAAAAUAAAGCUGCAGAUGAUAUGUCUCAAGAGGCAUGUGUUCAACCAGAAAAAUAUCUGGGAGGCGUUCUGCAUGCCGAUAUUUGUGACAACGGCUACAACAAUUGGCAACCUACAUGUUGGGAUAAAGAUUCUUAUCUGAAGAAUAUUUCAACCAAUGUUAAGGAUAAACAAUUUAGCAGCAUCGCUUCUAAUUUUGAAAAUCAAACUACGAAUAAAAGGAAGAGGUAGCUGGCAGCAAUUGAAAACAUUCUUUCAAUUUCCCGAAAAUAACACCCCGAAGUCGUUAGUCAAGUCCUCCACGGAAUGACGAUUCAACCAAGCCGUAGUUCUCGCCUUAUUGGCAAUGCUUAUAUCUGCCCUGCAGUUGUUGGUGCAUGGUUGCUGGAGUCUCUAUCAGUCUACAUAUUAUUGAUAAUUAAGAUGUGAUCUUGUGUAUAAUUGGUUGUAGUUUAAGAUCUUAAACCUUUCUGUAAGUAUAUCCUUGUGUAUUGUUUAUCAGAACCUCUUAGUAUUGAAUGAAAUUUUGUGUAUUGUUUUCUCUU